This is a messenger RNA of Topomyia yanbarensis, 1253 nucleotides long. Its product is annotated as ATPase ASNA1 homolog. The record is from RefSeq and is a predicted model, not a curated record. The transcript has 5 exons. Gene Ontology annotation, cellular component: GET complex. Bases 131 to 1144 code for a protein of 337 amino acids. Gene Ontology annotation, molecular function: ATP binding; ATP hydrolysis activity. Lineage: Eukaryota; Metazoa; Arthropoda; Insecta; Diptera; Culicidae. Gene Ontology annotation, biological process: post-translational protein targeting to endoplasmic reticulum membrane.
AAUAAUGUACGAAACGUCAACUCUUGAUGCAUGACUGCUUUUUGCUGAUGACAAAAACGGGACUGAAAGUUAACAGAUUCGAGGUGGCCCUCCUAUUCCGUGAUUGAAUUGUCGAAAGUAUUGGGUAAAAAUGGAAACAGAUUUCGAACCCCUGGAUCCCAGCUUGGAGAACAUCAUCGACCAGGAAACACUCAAGUGGAUCUUUGUCGGUGGAAAGGGUGGUGUUGGCAAAACAACUUGCAGUUGUAGUCUGGCAGUUCAGCUGGCUAAGGUCCGCGAGUCGGUUUUGAUUAUCUCCACCGAUCCGGCUCACAACAUUUCCGAUGCAUUCGAUCAAAAGUUUACUAAAGUACCGAGUAAAGUUAACGGUUUCGAUAAUCUGUUUGCAAUGGAGAUUGACCCGAACGUGGGUCUGAACGAGCUGCCGGAUGAGUAUUUCGAGGGAGAAAACUCGGCGAUGAAGCUGAGCAAAGGAGUUUUUCAGGAGGUUAUCGGAGCGCUUCCCGGGAUUGAUGAGGCAAUGAGUUACGCGGAAGUUAUGAAAUUAGUCAAAGCUAUGAACUUUUCUGUGGUGGUGUUUGAUACGGCACCAACAGGACACACGCUGAGACUGCUCUCGUUCCCUCAAGUCGUUGAGAAGGGAUUGGGCAAGUUGCUAAGAUUGAAAAUGAAGCUUGCACCGUUCAUCUCGCAGGUGGGAUCACUCUUCGGGAUGCAGGAUUUCAAUGCGGAUACUCUAACUAGCAAACUGGAAGAGAUGCUCACAAUCAUUCGACAGGUUAACGAACAGUUUCGAAAUCCAGAUCAAACUACAUUCGUGUGCGUGUGCAUCGCCGAGUUCCUUUCGUUGUACGAAACGGAAAGGUUAGUGCAAGAGCUGACCAAGUGCGGAAUCGACACUCACAAUAUCAUCGUCAAUCAGUUGCUGUUUCGUCGUGAAGGCCAGGAACCAUGCACUAUGUGUUCCGCCAGGUACAAGGUUCAGGAAAAAUAUCUAGAUCAAAUAGCAGAUCUGUAUGAAGAUUUCCACGUUGUAAAGUUGCCACUGCUGGAUAGUGAGGUGCGUGGGGUGGAAAAUGUAAAGGUAUUUUCCGAGAACCUGAUCAAACCAUACUGUCCGAAUGGGCCGAAACAAGGGGAAUAGUGCUGAAAAUUAGUUGAAUGUUAGGAAUGAAUGGGAACGGACGAAGGGUCACCUAUAUGUUUCGAUUAUUCGCAUAAUAAAAUUAGUUGGUUGUUUUCUCUUUCCAAAA